GCUGCGCCCAAUCGGGAGUGGGGGGAAGAGGCGGGCUGCUGUGUGUCGGCUGUAGCUUGCGGCGAGCUCGGCGCCCAGGGCGUGUGCGGAGCGGAGUCGGCGGUCGGGCGAAGGGGGCGAACGAUGACCCGUGGUAAUCAACGAGAACUAGCUCGUCAGAAAAAUGCAAAGAAAACAAGUGAGCAAAGUAAGCGGAAAAGAAAGGAUGAUGGUUUAUCUGCUGCAGCCAGAAAGCAGAGGGAUGCUCAAAUAAUGCAGCAAAAGCAAAAAGGAAAUGCAGAUGCUAGAAAAGGAGCUGAAGCAGGAACUUCAAACUAACCUGCACUACCCUGCCCAACUUUCCUGGAUGGGUGCAACUAAUGAGCAAUGCGGCUUUGUCUUCAAAUAUUGAACAUAGUUAAAACAUUGGGUUUCGGUACUUCAGAAAAUUGCAUUGUUGUAUCUUUCCUAUUGGAUUAUGCCAUGUUUAAUGCUGAAGGAAGGUGUCUUGCGUACAGAAUUGUUACUUGAUGCAGUGUUAGACCAUAUGCUAUAGAGCAUUUUCUUCAUGAGCAUAAUUCACUAGGGGUAUUUCCAAUAUAAGCAGAAAAGGUGCUUGCAUUUGGAUUUGUGACUAGCCUUGUAUUUUUGUAUCAAUGCUAACCCUUUAAAUUCUGUUUUAAUAAAGACAGCAUUUAAGUUGACAAA
This is a messenger RNA of Pristis pectinata (smalltooth sawfish), 687 nucleotides long. RefSeq names its product small EDRK-rich factor 2-like. Lineage: Eukaryota; Metazoa; Chordata; Chondrichthyes; Rhinopristiformes; Pristidae. The transcript is spliced from 3 exons. Bases 124 to 318 code for a protein of 64 amino acids. The record is from RefSeq and is a predicted model, not a curated record.